Bicyclus anynana (squinting bush brown) is the source of this 1973-nucleotide messenger RNA. RefSeq lists its product as uncharacterized. The record is from RefSeq and is a predicted model, not a curated record. Lineage: Eukaryota; Metazoa; Arthropoda; Insecta; Lepidoptera; Nymphalidae. The coding region runs from base 156 to 1598 and encodes 480 amino acids. The transcript has 5 exons.
UGAAUUUAGAAUUGUAAUUGUUAUGAUUAUGAAUACGAUCGUUUUUUGGAUAUCGAAAAAAUUGCUUAUAAUUUAAUAUCGAGUAAAUGUAUUUUAUGUGGUGAAAUAAAUCAAGGAAUCUAUUUUCAGUAUUGUACUUACAUGAAAAAUACAAUAUGGAUACAAAGCACACUCCUAUGCGCGCUAAAACUAUGGCAGAAUUGUUACCUGGCAUUAAACAUAUUUUGUCCAAGGAAACAGUGAUGUUGCUCAGUUCGCAGAAAAAACCGAAUGCUGGUGUCCGGCAAACUCAAACUGGAAAAAAUUUGAAACCCAUGAAAAUUGCAGAAAUAUUAGCCUUAAAAGGACCCACUCCCAGAGCGGUCAACCAUCAGCCACCUCAAACUAAAAUGAAAACUUGGAAUUCAUCUGUGAAAGUGGAUAAAACUAAGCAACUUACCAAACAUAACGAACAAAAAUAUAAUACAGUGAGAAAAACGCUGAAUUUCCAACAAAAAGCCAGUAUUGUUCCAGCCAACAACAGAGCUACUACAGUAGGACCAAUGGCCAGGAAAUCUAUUUAUCCACAAGUUAAAUCUAAAGGAAAUACUAUCAAUAGAAUAAGUGGUGUAUGCAAGAUACCUGAUACACCACUCUCAAUAAAACCAUUACCAAAUAGAGUUGUAAAAAUGAAGAAUGUCUCAUUCAAAUCCAACAGUGACGACAGUUUCUUACAGAAAGAGAAAGAGAUUAAUGAUUUUGAAGCUAAAUCUAAUGCUUUAGCUGACGAACCAACUUUGGAAAGAAUUGAUGAAAUUUCACCACCAAUUUCAACACCAUUUCAUGAUUAUAGAAAUGUGAGAGAUUACUUUAAUCAGAGUGAAGCUGAUAACUCUGUUGCAUGGAACAAUGACACUUUGAUGUUAUUUGAUAAAGUGUCAGAGAUCAAAGACAAUACUCAAAGAGAAGAAAGUGUCAUAGUGUCUCUGUGUGAACUGCUAAAUAAAGCUACUGUUACAAGUAAUAAUGACAACAAUCGAAACAUUGUUGAUGCGGACGAAAUUGAAAGACAGAUUGUGAAUGAUAUAAAAGUUAUUGACAAUGUUAUUGUAAUAUUAAAAGGUUUCAAAGAGGAAAAGCUCAAGUUUUUGCAGCAUAACAGGAAAUUGAAACAGCAAGUGACUGAACCAAACAUAUGUAAUGACACCAUUUUGGAAAAAGAAAAUAUUGCUCCUAAUAUAACAGAAAAAAACGAAUCAGCAGCAGCAAUUAUAAAAGAAAUUACUAAAGUCAAAGAAGAAAUAACCAGCCCUGAAAGGAACCCUAUUAUUAAAAGACCGACAGUUAUCAAAUCAAGAUCACCAUCUUAUAAAAUCCCAAAAAAAAGUAUUUGUUUGAGACAAAAAGUGUUCCACAAAUCUAUGCCCAACAUUUCUGAUAUGCCAGUGACACCUAAUAGAAAUACUGAUAAAGCUCUGAGUAUGUAUAUGCAGAUUAAAGAAAAGAUGUCAUUUCUCAAUACUCCUUUGGCGAAACCACGCAAUGACACUCCAGAUACUCCUGCACUAACAUCUCGCAAUCUGCAAACCCAAUUAGAUAAAUUGUAUAAUGACAUCUGACACACAUUGGACUUUAUAGUCUAAGAGCCAGCAUUAGAAAUAUAUACCCUCAUCUGUUAUAUUAGUGCUGUGAAAUAAAUGAUAGAUAAUAUUCACUGUGACACCAAAUAGAAAUACUGAAAAAGCUCUGAGUAUGUACAUACAGAUUCAAGAGAAGCUGUCAUUUCUCAAUACUCCUUUGGUGAAACCACGCAAUGACAUUCCGGACACUCCUGCACUUACAUCUCGCAAUCUGCAAACCCAAUUAGAUAAAUUGUAUAAUGACAUCUGACACACAAUUGACUUUAUAGUCAAUAAUAAUCCGGCAUUAGAAAUAUAUACCCUCAUGUUAUAUAUUAGUAAUAAGAAAUAAAUGAUAAAUAAUAUUUAAAGUGA